This is a messenger RNA of Pichia kudriavzevii, 2301 nucleotides long. RefSeq lists its product as uncharacterized. Gene Ontology annotation, cellular component: nuclear origin of replication recognition complex. Gene Ontology annotation, biological process: mitotic DNA replication checkpoint signaling; DNA replication initiation. Gene Ontology annotation, molecular function: ATP binding; chromatin binding; DNA replication origin binding. The record is from RefSeq and is a predicted model, not a curated record. The coding region runs from base 1 to 2301 and encodes 766 amino acids. Lineage: Eukaryota; Fungi; Ascomycota; Pichiomycetes; Pichiales; Pichiaceae. The transcript has a single exon.
AUGGCCAAGACGAGAAAAGACAUGGAAGGAUGGGACAUUGUUCUUGAGGGGAAAACAGGAAUGAGGCAUGCAAGAAGAACAAAAGCUUCAGGGAUAAAGCUAUGUCGAAAAUCUGAUAAUUUGACAAUCGUUGAAGGAGACUGUAUCUCGUUUAUUUUAGAUUCAGAAAGUAAUUAUAAGGUAAAUGGAAUAGGAUUUAUUAAAGAUAUAAACUUUGGAAUUGAUCGUUUCUUGGCUGUGAACAUCCUAUGGAUGGUUAAAUACACUAGCAACCUUGAUAGUAUAUUGCCACUCUUACCUAACAACGAGAAAUACACCAAUGUUGAUGUUUUUCUCUCGCCUUUUCUAGAUCCUAUUAAACUAUCACAAAUUAUUCGAAAAGUACAGGUCGUCAGUAUACACACCUUUCACAAGUUACAAGGCACUUCAGAAGAGCCGGAAACAGAUGUCUUUACCUGUCGACGAUUCACUGAUGAGACAUCAACUUAUUUUACAGACGUGGUUGAUUGGGACACGAUGAUGGACUCUUUCAAAGAAAACAAGGAUGAAUUUUAUGAUAGUGUCAAAAUGCUAACUAUGAAAUCCAAAAGUCCUGUUAAGAAGACAAUGACAACUAGACGAGUCUCAGCGCCGUCUACACCUACAAAAGGAAAGGCAAUAAAGAAAAAAAAACAUAUAAGUGAUUCUAGUGACAACAGUGAUCUUGAAAUAAAAGAGAUAAAAGCGGUUAAAGUUGAUACUAAAUAUGAUGAUGAUGAUGUUGAUGUUGAUGACGAUGAUAUUCUUUAUAGUAUCAAUGCCGACCAGAAUGGACAUAUGCCAACCAGUGAGGACGAAAUAGAAGAUGUGAUCGAGGACUUCAAGCCGGUAAAACGUAAAAGAGGUAGGCCUAGAUUAUCUCCCAUCAAAAGUGCCAAACUGACACAUCCGAAACUCCCCAUUGUAGAACCGGAAACUGCAGAUUUUUUAGACGGAGAGUAUUCAACAACACAAAUGCUAGUAAAGGCCAAGAAGAUAUUAGGUACUGGCACAAAACUUAAAUUUUUACCAUGUAGAGAGAGGGAAUUCGAGCAAAUAUAUCGUGGAUUGAAGAGUUCCAUCUUAUCGCAGAAAGGAUGCUGUAUUUACGUGAGUGGUACACCCGGUGUUGGUAAAACAGCGACUAUCCGAGAAGUCAUCAAACAACUAAGUGCUAAAAUGGCAAUUGAAAGUAAUGGACAUAAAAUGUUCAACUUUCUAGAAAUAAAUGGUUUAAAAUUGAUAAAGCCGCAGCAAGCAUAUGACCACUUGUGGACCAAACUGUCCGGCAUGAAGACAUCCACAAAUAAUUCAUUGAACUUUCUACAAAGACAUUUUGAAGCAGAUUCCGAAGAUGAGGAAGUUCUUAAAGGCUCUAGUAAAUUACCAUUGGUUGUUCUGCUAGAUGAACUCGAUCAAAUUGUAACAAAAAACCAGGCCGUUAUGUACAAUUUCUUUAACUGGCCUACAUAUCCAAACUCUAAACUGAUUGUUGUAGCCGUUGCCAACACGAUGGAUUUACCUGAAAGACUAUUGACUAACAAAAUAUCCUCCAGAUUAGGUUUAUCGAGAAUACAAUUUACAAGUUACUCUUACAAUCAACUAAGUGAAAUUAUUAAACAUAGACUAGAACAACUAAGUAAAGAUAAUGAGAACUUGAUAAUUGCCAAGGAUGCGAUUGAAUUUGCAUCAAGAAAAGUGGCAUCUGUUAGUGGUGAUGCCAGAAGAUCGUUGAUGAUUUGUAUUAGAGCUGUUGAAAUUGCACAAAAUGAAUAUAUGAACAAAUCGAAAUGUGAACGGGAAAAUUUAGAUGGUAAAUAUACAGUAACGAUUAUGCAUAUAAUGAAGGCAGUCAAUGAGACCUCAAGUUCCCCUGUUGUUGGAUAUCUCAAUUCAUUACCUUUUUUGAGUAAAUUGGUUCUCCUGUGUAUUAUGUUGAGAAAGAAGAGACUGGGUAUAGCUGAAAUCCGACUUGGUGAGAUCUAUGAUGAAUUGAGUAACCAAGCACAAGUUUUAUUGUUCAGUGAGUUGAAGAAAUCUCUAAAAGGUGAAGAUUUAGGCCUUCUUGAUAUUCUUUUUGGUAGUGGUAAGAAUCGAAUGAUGGGGUCGGUUAUCAAUGCCAGUUUGUUCAUUCUAAAAGAUUUAGAAGAAAAUGGCAUACUUAUCAUGCAGUCGUUGAGAAUUGAAAGAGAUCGGUUGGUGCGUCUAAAUAUCAGUGACGAUGAAAUCCUUUCUAUUUUGAAGAGGGAUCCUAUGAUUCAAGAAAUAAUCACAUUCAUCUAA